Messenger RNA from Amaranthus tricolor (Joseph's coat), 467 nucleotides. RefSeq names its product protein HIGH ARSENIC CONTENT 1, mitochondrial-like. NCBI's taxonomy places the organism in Eukaryota, Viridiplantae, Streptophyta, Magnoliopsida, Caryophyllales, Amaranthaceae. The record is from RefSeq and is a predicted model, not a curated record. Gene Ontology annotation, molecular function: catalytic activity. The transcript has 6 exons. The coding region runs from base 66 to 467 and encodes 133 amino acids.
AUCGUAUCUAUUCAUUGUUCUUUAAGUUACGUUGAAAAGCAUCAAAGUUUGAAACUUUUUCAUCCAUGGAUGGUUCACACAGGUCCUUGGAAGAAGCUAAAAAUAUUGAUGUUUACACGGCUAAAGGUCUUCUUAAUAUCGGAUAUCGAUAUUUAGACGUAAGGACAAAAGAGGAAUUUGAAAAGGGACAUUUUGAAGGUGCUCUAAACAUCCCUUACAUGUUCAUUACCAAAGAUGGACGAGUAAAAAAUCCAGACUUCAUCACUCAAGUUUCAGAAGUUACCCAGAAGGGUGAUCAAUUGGUUGUGGCUUGCAAUAGCGGCGGAAGAGGCCUCAAAGCCACAAUUGAUCUGCAGAAUGAGGGUUAUGAGCAUGUUGCCAAUAUUGAAGGAGGUUACUCUGCCUGGGUCGAUGCCGGGUUUGCGGGUCAAAAUGCACAAAAAUCUGAUUGCAAAUUUCGUCUUUGA